Molecule: messenger RNA, 540 nt
Organism: Auxenochlorella protothecoides
Lineage: Eukaryota; Viridiplantae; Chlorophyta; Trebouxiophyceae; Chlorellales; Chlorellaceae
Exons: 3
Coding region: 1-540 (179 amino acids)
Source: RefSeq, a predicted model, not a curated record
AUGCUGCGCCACGGCCCGCUGGCCCUGGGCUGGUGCGCCACCGCCCUGACCCUGUGCGGCCUGGCCGCCCUCCAGUCCCUGUGCUGGUCCCGGGACGUGGUGGGCACCAACUCCCGCAAGCUCCUGCUGGACCAGGAGCCGGUGCUGGAUGCCCUCGUCGCAUCCUGCGUGAAGACCUACCGUUUCCAGUGGUGGGGCUGGGCCCUCCAGCUGGCCUACCUGGCGGGCGCCACCCUGAAUGCCGCGCGGAGCAGCUGCACCCCGGCGGUGGGCAUCCACAUCCUGGGCGCCACAGCCACCGUCCUGGCCAUGCUCUUUGCCAACGACAACCUCAAGGCCAUGGAUGACGCCGCUGGAAUCCUCUUCUCCCGCCUCACCCUGACCUUUGUGGGCUUCACGCUGAUCGCCGUCUUCAACUUCCUGAACUUCAUCGGGCACGAUUGCGUCGCUCAGGCUGCAUGCUCCCAGGCCACGGCCCGCGAGCAGAAGAUCAACGCAGGAGCCGGGGCCGCCCCCGAGGUCCUUGCCACCACCGCCUGA